AUGGUAAAGAGUGCCGGAAACUGCUACCCGUAUUUGCUCGUGGAUGAGGGGCUGAAGAAGAACCACUCGUCCGACAGAUUACGGAAGUAUCUGUGUGGAAAGAUCGCGAAACGAGCGGAAAUGGAACUUAGUUACAUCCGGCAGCUCCAGGACUGGCUAGAUGACCUCCGUCCACUCAUUGACGGCACAUCAAACUGUUACCUCGACACGGAGGUGACACGGCGGCUCAUGGGAGCGUUCAGGCUCGAGGCGCAGUCAGCCCUGGACGCCAGGCAGCACGUCUACAACCAGAUCAUGGCCGAGCAGGGACCUUACGCCGCACUACAAAGGUUGGAUGCGGACGAGGCGGCCCACGCACUGACCAAGAUUGACGAGGAAUUCUCGGAGAUGUUCAAGAAGCGGAAAGAGAUGGAGCGAGAGUAUAAUCGACACAAAGACAUGGUCGAACACACGAACAAUAAGAUUGAAACGAUCGAGGCAAAGGUAAGCAAUCGGAGUCACGUGAUCACCACGCGGCGGCCGUCAACGCGUGCGGGUACCCGUAAGGUUGAUGAGCUGAUAGAGCAGCUGUCUGCGCUCCGAAAGCAGAAUGAGACGGAGAGCGAGCGGGCGGGACUGUCCCGGGAUCAACUUGUGGAUAAGGACAAGGAAUACUGCCAGACGUUGAUGGAGAUGGACAGCCAGCUGCAGGAGCUGGAGGCGGACCGGAUACGCGCUGUCGUCAACUGCGUCAACGUCUUCCUAAAGCACGCCACAGAGGCGCUUCACAGGGGAAUGGUGACGAAGGGAGACAGCCGACUUCCCAAUCUGGAUUCCGUAUUGGGUCUGUUGGACGUGCACUGGUGUGACGUAAGAACCAAUGCUAGACGCGCCGAACGAGGAGAGGACGUCAAAUACACAGAGAUGUUUUCGGUUGACCCGCUUCGUCGGAAGCAAGCUAGCCAGCACAGCAACCUGAGAAAAGCGGACUCGAGGCCGGAGUCCGUACAGAAAGGAGCCAUAUCCAAGGGGCUUGGAAGUGAGGGAAACAGAGAAAUAGAUAGACGGACAUUCUGCCGCCCUGCGAUUAACCUUACAAGUGACGAGCUGGAAAGCACACACAGCAUCCUGAGCCAUCUCAGCUCCCGGUUAUCGUCUUCAGGCUCGUCCGUGGAAACAGAAGUGGCGACCGCUCAAUCCGCCAGCCGCGGUGCGUUUGGGUCUAGCAGGCAAAUUGUGGCUAUGGCAACAAAGUCGAAAGAUUCGAUUGAGAGUCUGGAUCUGCCCCCAGAAACCCGCUGUGUGGCAAACAUCACCAAGAUCGACCCUUACCGGCAGUACAGGACACGUAUGAAGCUAGCUGGGAGCCAGGAACCAGAGCCCGUGCCCACAGCGCAAAUCACCGAGUACAGCCAGAUGAGACGUUUUGACGCUGACGUCGAAAAUAGUGAGAGCGGUUGUGACGUCACCAGCGACAGUGCGAUGGCCAACGUGUUUGAUGUUAAGGUCGUAGCCAUACAGGACAAUUACCCUGCCCCAGGAUCAAACGAGUUGCCAUUCAAAGCAGGUCAGACUUUUAGGCAGAAGCGUGGUGUUGACGAGACAGGAAUGUGCUACGGUUGGACACGGGAAAACAGAAUGAGCCGCAAAAUAUACGGGUAUUAUCGACCCAGUCUAGUCAAAGCAAUGAAAUGAAAAUGAAUCAAACUUAAAACAUACAAUUCAUUUCUAUUUAAGGAUUAUACACAGCAGUAUAUGAGUAGUUGUUUCAUCCUAUUUCUAAUAAAAGAUUAUACACAGCAGUACAUGGGUGGUUGUUUCUCCCUCUGUUAAACAUAGUCUUGUAAUACGACUGUUUGGUUUUUAAUUAUUGUGUCAUUUAGCAGCAUGCUUUUGGUAACUAUAGUUUAUACUACGAGGCAUUUCAAUUUAAUUCCCAUUGAAAUUCUUAAUCUUUUAUUACAAACAAGAGCGCCAUGGAGCGAAGACAAAUGCUUGGCUAUUGUUUUUUGUCAAAAAAGGACCACAACUGAAACAAAAAAAUUUAAUAAG
Messenger RNA from Mya arenaria, 2031 nucleotides. RefSeq lists its product as uncharacterized. The coding region runs from base 1 to 1674 and encodes 557 amino acids. Lineage: Eukaryota; Metazoa; Mollusca; Bivalvia; Myida; Myidae. The record is from RefSeq and is a predicted model, not a curated record. The transcript has 12 exons.